AUUCCCCUGAGGAGGAGCUGGAGAACAGUCCUCAAGCCCUGUCUGCGCUAGGUAAAGGACAGCCAGCCACUCCACUUGCUUUAGAUUAAAACCAACCGCCCAAAGUCCGGAGAUACAGUGGUGGUUGAACUGAUUUUCCAGAGGCAGCAUGGACAUCAAGGAGUAUUUCAACAGAAUUUCUUACCGGGGCUCCUAUGGUAAGCCGGACCUGGCUACACUGACAGAUAUUUUCCAGCACCACAUCCAAGCGGUCCCUUUUGAAAACCUCAGCAUCCACUGCGGGGAAAGCAUUGAGCUGGACCUGGAAGCAAUUUACAACAAGAUUGUGAGGAGGAACCGUGGGGGCUGGUGCAUGGAAAACAACUACCUUUUAUCUUGGGUCCUGAGAACCCUUGGCUAUGAUGUCACCCUUCUGGGAUCUAAAGUUUAUGUCCCAGAGUAUGACAGGUAUGCAGAUGAAACUGACCACUUGCUGCUGAAAGUGGUGCUUGAUGGCAAGUCCUACAUUGUGGAUGGUGGGUUUGGAAUGGUCUACCAGAUGUGGCAGCCAAUGGAGCUGAUUGCGGGGACAGACCAGCCACAGACUCCUGGGGUCUUUCGCUUUGUGGAGGAGAGUGGGGUCUGGUACCUCGAGAAGGUGAAAAGGAAGCAGUGGGUUCCCAACCAAAGCAUCUCCACUUCCCAUAACAUGGAAGAAGUUUGCCGUCGGGUUUAUCUCUUUACCCUUCAGCCACAAGACAUUGAAGACUUCAGAGCCUGCAACGCCCACCUGCAGACUUCACCGGACUCGCUGUUUGUGAGAAAGUCUAUCUGCAGCCUGCAGACUGCUGACGGCAUCCGGGCUCUUGUGGGGUGGAAACUCACUGAGAUAAAAUACAAUUUCAAGGAUAAUAUGGAUUUGGUGGAAAUCAGAAUCCUUGCAGAUGAAGAAAUAGAGAAAACGUUGAAAGAGAAAUUCAAUAUAACACUAGACAAGAAAUUUGUACCCACCAAUACAAGCAGGUUGUCUCUGUUUUAACUCACUACAUGAAUUAUAAUUCAAUCCAGUGGCAUUACAUGCAAUACUUUCCCCCAUUUCUGACAAGCAUCUGAAGGUUAAGCUUUCUCUUUCCAUCUACACCGGUGUAAGGCAGACCAUAUUAGCACGGAUCUGGAAAAGAAAAGAGAUUUUCUCAACCGUUCCUGCCUCUCUCUUUGGUUGGGGUAGAAAUAAUUUCUUCCCAGCUCAAUCAAAUCACUCUCCUUCUGUUUGUUGCUUAGCUGGAAGCAGACUCUGCCCAUUCCCUACUCCUUUCAUCUCUUGAAAGCUUUUCCAAACACACCCAGAGUAGCAGGGCAGCAUGAUGGAGCUGCAUGGCUCUGUCUUUAUUACUUUGCGCUGCCACUUGGGGAAAAUCAUACCCACCACUUAAAUGAAUAGUAUAUUAUUUUUGGAAUUUAAUAGCCAGAAAAACAAAGACAUCCAGUGCCCAGUUUGUUGCAGUUAAGCCAUAAGCCCGUCCUUUUUGCUCUUGCGUUUGUGGCAUCCUCUCACGUGGCAGUCAGCCAGCGCCACGCCUGUGCUGCGCUGUGCGAAUACCUACGGAUGGGCUAUGUAUGGCCUAAGACUGAUGAUAAGAAAUACUAGUGGACAAUUCUGUCUUGUUUCAGACUUCACGCAACCCCUGUUCUCUCCGUGACAUAACCAAAAAGCAGUAUUUCUUGACCUGACAGCAUCUCCAAAAUGCAUGGGUGCAUUUUGUUUGCUCCCACACAGCAGCGGACUGCUGGGGAUGCACGUUCCUCACAUAGUCUUCCCCAAGAGUUAUUCCACUUUAAUUAUCAUGGCUGAACUGAAACACAUGCACAGAAUCAUUUUUCUGAAACAUAUCUGUUCUACUGAGGGCGUGUUUGCAGUGAUACUAAUUAUAUUGAUGUAAGGAGAAAUGAUGAAUCUUAAUCAUAUAUCUAAAGAUUCAGAUUUUUAGUAUGAGAAAUUACUCAGGUGUAAUCACUUUGCCCUUUGAGCUGAUGCUUGAUGCUCCGUUAUGUCCAAAUCAUGGAAGCAUUACAACUAUGCACUCAUAAUGAAGUAAACUAUACAAAUGAAUAACAAUGAAAUAAAAAAAAUCGGGAAUUGUGAAGUACAAAUAUUCAGCUGUUUUUUCCCCAAAUUACACCGCGUAUCCCCAAAGUAAAAUAUUUCAUUAAUCACUGC
This is a messenger RNA of Phalacrocorax carbo (great cormorant), 2197 nucleotides long. Lineage: Eukaryota; Metazoa; Chordata; Aves; Suliformes; Phalacrocoracidae. The record is from RefSeq and is a predicted model, not a curated record.